CCGGGUGCGGGGCUGCAGGAGGGCCCGGCAGGCGAGGCCCGGCCUGGCGGCGGGGCUGGGCUCGGUCCCCGGUGGAGCCUCUCCCCGCCCGCGGCUUCUACCGCCGCCGUUCCCGAGGCGUCGCGCACCUCGCAGCCUCUCCCGCUGCCCCAGGGCGGCCGCCGGCCUCUCCCAGCCGCUCGUCUUUGUCUGUCCCCGGGCCACGGGCCGCGACCCGUGGCCUGGCCCCACUGAGGGACUUGGAAGGAGCGAGGAGAGGCCGGAGCAGGUCUGCGGCCAGGCACGGUGCUGACACAGGUCACACAGUGGGGCCUGGGCAUGGCUGCAUCUAGCCAUAGGGGUGCAGCCCCACUCCGUGGAAGUGCAGCGUCUGCACUCGGUCGGACACCACCGGGCAGUAGGAAGCAAACAGGACGAGGUUUUGUCGGCCUUCUCAAUUGGCCAACCUGCUCUGCUACCCUGCCUGUGCCAUGGCUUCCAGUUCUUGCCAUGCUGUGCUGCAGCUUCCUCACGCUGCCACAUUUUUCUGUUGUCUAAAGCUCCCGUGCAUGACUUUGUAUCACAACUGCCUCUGUUUCCCCUCUCAGAUUUCUUCUUUCCAGCUACAGAAUAAAGAGAAGGCUCUGGGGAGACCUUAUUGUCGCCUUUCAAUAUAUAAUGGGGGCUGAUAAGAAAGACUUUUUUAACUGGGGGCCUGUAGUGACAGGAAAAGGGACAAUGGUUUUAAAUUGAAAGAGGGUAGAUUUAGAUGGGACAUAAGGAAGAAAUUUUUUACCAUGGGGCUGGUAAGGCACAGGUUUCCCAGAGGGGUUGUGGCAGCCUCAUGGUUGGAAGCAUUCAAGGUUGGAUGGGACUUUCAGCAACCUCAUCUAGUGAAAGAUGUCUGUGCCCAUGGCAGGACUGGGGCAAUAUUUGAAGGUCCCGGCCAACCCAAAUCAUUCUAUGAUUCCCAAAUUUCAGCACCUGAUAAGUUCCCAAACUGUUCUAUAAAUGAGGAACAGUGGCUAUUUUGAUGAAAAACCAAAAAAAAAAAAAAAAAACCAAACUCAGAGUGCAUGCGAAAAAAAAAUCUGGAUUUACGAAAAACAUCUAGAUUUUUAUGAGACACUCAUGCAGUUGAGGUGCAUCAUUUGGAAGUACUGAGUCAACCAAGAGAACAGGACACACUUAUUUUUGGCUUGGGAUGCAAAGGUUCGCAGAACAUGAACCUGAUGCUUGUCUAUGUUUAAAUACUGACAUCAAUAUUCAUUAAAAAUUGCUUAGGAUUGUUAAAUAAUCAGAGUUAAAUGCAGUGGUUUCCACAAUUGUUGAAAGAAGAGGAAACAAAAUACUUUUUUAUGCUUUGCUGCCCUUGAGCAAACUUACCACAACUUUUCCUUCCAGCUUGAUAUGGCGGGAAGACAGUUCUGUUGUCCCCACUGUACGUGCUGAACUGUUUUAUGAUUUAUUCCCAGUCCCUUUUAAAUGGUUCUGUUGAGUAAUUGUUCUACAGGCCUCAUAUCCAAAUGUUGCUCCACUGAGAUAUGUGUUGUUGACCAGGAGAAUUAGCCAUUGCAAGAGAGACAUUUGUGUAAAUAAGAAAAUGUGUUCACAUGAGAUGGAAAAACAAGACGAAGGAUCAGUGGCAUACCUACCCACUGAGUGGGUGGUGUAGUCAGCUGAAGGAGGGGAAAGCCUUUGCUAAAGGCUUUCACAGAGGCUGCAAGGGAGCACAGCUUAAAGUCCUGAAAAAAAGGGUAAAAAAAUGGGGAAAAAUGCAGUAGCAACUGUGUCCAGCCUGCUCUCCACCAGCUGGAAAUGGUGCUUGGGGUGUAUGCCUGGAAAAUAAUCACAGGUAGGGAAAAUGGGACCCAGGAUCAAAUUGUCAGUAAGGCAGCUGCAGGAGUACCGCACUGAGGAAGGUUACGUUAAUAUUUACAUGCCAACGCAAAAGAAGAUGCUGAUCCUUGAACAGGACAAUAAUCAACCUCCCAGAGGGUGGAGGUGGGUAUGAAAAAGGAAGAGGACCUAUAGCUGUUUGGGAAUGUGGUUUUUUUCUGUUGCUCAGAAGUACUUCCAGAUCUUUGGAGUGGCAGGGCUGAAGGAAAUGGAAAUGAAGCUAGUUGCUGACUGGGUAAGGAAAAACUGUGAAGACGGCCAGGGGUGCAUUGAUAAAAGCUUUGAAACAUCCUAUGCACAGAGGUGAGCAUCAUCAGAGUAACAGCAAUAAAAGGCUGGAGGAUGACAGCAGGAUGGUUUGUUGUGAAUAAUCUAUAGGAGUUUAAUUCAUACCAAACUAAUUUAUAAUGAGGAUUUUAAUCAUAGUUUGAAUCAAGUGAGCAAAUUUGAAUUAAGUAAGCGAUGUUAAUCAUAUCAUAUAGGCAUACUUCUUAAGGGGUUUCUUUCCUAAAGGAAAGAUUGAUUCUUAUUGUUUGCUGAACAUUCAGAAAUCUUGAACUAAGAGUAGUCUUUUCAUAAAAUAAUCAUUUUUUUUGUUAGUGAGGAGAAUACACUGCAUAUACACACAAGCAGUUGUAUAAGUUAACAUGCAUUUAAUUAUUUAUUUAACCCACAUAAAUUAUCAAUGUCAUGAUUUUGUAAGCUGUUGAAUUACACUUGCUAUUUAUUAAAUAAUUCCUUUCUUUAUUCCAGACUUGACAAGAAGUUUGUUGAAUGUAGUGGAAAAUAAAAAAACUAGAAUUUUCAAUUUGUCUUGUGAGUGAAAUAUGAUAAAUAGAUCUCAGAAAUGCUUUAUGUUUAAAGCUGAGCUAUUUAUUAAACAAAGUUUAAGAAACUGAGAUUAUAAUAAAUCUCACACCUAAUGACUAUUCGGAUUUGAAGGGGAAAUUUCUGGCUUUAAUAUUGUCUAAGUUUAUGGUUGAUUUUCUUUAAGAUCUUGGCAACAGGUAUACUGUGCUUCCAUUUAUUUUUUUAGUGUAAUGUAAGCCAAAUUAUUUUCAUAGGUUACUGGGAAUCUGGGCUUUAAAGUGGAUGGCUAUCUUUUCAUGGGUAAUUUAAACAGGUUUAACGGGGGGAAAAAUUACACUCAGCUUCAAAAUAUAUAUUAAGAAAUUUAUAGUUUAAAAAAAAGAACUACAAAGGAAAUAUUUGUGAACAACUUGGCGGGCUGCUCGUGUAGCCCCGGGUCGGCUCGGCAGGUUAAGGCCGGGGAUCCGCAGCCCUGGCCGUGCAGCAAGCCCCAGGAAAGGCAGCCCGGGGGCCCAGCCCAUUGUCCCCCGUCUCUCCCACCUCCCCCGGCCUUUCGGCACCGCGCAGGAGGGGCGGGGUGGGGCGCAGCGCUUCCCCGGGGCCAGUCGCUGUCUUGCCCCCGGCAGGGAGAGGCGGCAGCAGGCCUGGGGAGGGGUAAAGCGCGACCCCACCCGCCGUAGCAGCCGGCCUGGGAGCCCGCGGGAGGGGAGGUAGGGGCCCGGCUGGGAGCGGGCCGGGCUCACCCGGCGGCCCAAAAGCAGGGCUGGGGCGGGCUGAGGUGCUGCUCAGGGGGAAGUUGUUAGCUGGCGGGGGUGUAUCGCAGGUUGGGAAGAAGAAGGUGGUGUUGGGGCUGAGGGAGGUGUUAGAGGGAGGUUGAGGGUAGGUGACAUUGCUUUUCAUCACGCUGGUCUCUUUAUUAAGGUCUCCAGCUUGCAAGUCGCCAGCCUUCAGGUGUGUCACCUCUCUGUUUAGGUGGCGUUCAGUAGCAUGCGCAGGUUUGCCCCGUCAAGGCAGCCUGUGGGUACUGCUAAAAUGCGCUGCACCUGUGUCUGCCCCGUUCCUUCUCCCAUCUGUGUGAGGAAAGUUUCACACUCCAGGUCUCCUCAUCUCUUCUAGAUGGAGCCAGUAAUAGAGCCUGUGUUCUCUCUUCUCCAGGAGCCAGAGAAAAGCGAUAUUGAAGAAUGUGCAGGGAACUGCAUUUUGAGUGAAAACGAGAUAGAGAGAGCCCUCUCGGAACACCUUAAGCAGGAUGUACUGCCUCAGCUACCUGAAGCCCACAGCCCAGACUGGGGGGCAGCCAGUCCACAAAGGGAGCAGGAAGCAGCGUGUAAUAAACCCCCUCACCGAAAAAGAGCCUCCAAGAAACUCGCCCUUGUUGCCAAUGUUCAGAAACUGCACACCGAAGAGAAACCCUACAAGUGUACAGAAUGCGGUAAGGGCUUUAAGGGGAGCACCAGGCUCCUGAACCACCUGCAAACCCACACGGGAGAAAAAAUGUUUGAGUGUGUAGAAUGUGGGAAGAGAUUUAGCAGGAAGGCCAACCUGGUGAUGCACCAGAGAAUCCAUACAGGGGAGAGGCCUUACAAGUGCAAGGAAUGUGAGAAGGCCUUUAGCCGUUCCUCAAACCUUAUCGCCCACCACAAAAUCCAUGUGAAAAAGAAAGCCUUUUCCUGUACCUCGUGCAGGAAAAGCUUCAGCGGAAGCGCAGCUCUCUUCCAGCAUCAGAGAGUCCAUAUAGAUGAGAAGCCCUGUAGGUGUACCGAGUGUGGAGAUAGUUUUCGUCUAUGCUCAGACUUCAUCAAACAUCAACAGACUGAUUUGAGAGAGAGACCCAGUGAACGCACAGCAGAUGCAAACCAUUCUGAAGCUACCUUUCUGCAUCAUAAAGAAGAGCAAAGGUGUGGUACAGAGAAACAUACAAUGGAUCACUUGAGUCUUGUUCUUGAAGAGUGCAAAUACCACCUAUCUGACUGCCUUUUGGGAGACUCAUCUCGUGUGGAAGGGCAGCUGCUCCGAGACACACCAGAAGUUCACAAAGCAGCGUCUAGUCAUGUGAGGGCAGCUUUAAGCUACCCCUGCCCAAUGCUGGUGUUACUUUGGGAAGAGGUUGGAUGCCUAUGGGGUGAGCGGUGGCAGGAGGGCUAAGGAAGAAGGCAAGAUGACAUCAGGCUGGCAGCAAGAGCUGAAAUAUCAGAGGAUAUGAUUAGAAUUUGAAAUGACCUUGAUGAAUAGGGAAGAACGCCCUGAAGACCUGGAAGAUAAUUCGAUACAGAGAUGCUCAGGCUCCGUGCUGAGGUGGAAAUAAUGAGCUGCACAGCUCCUGGAGGGGAGCUGAGGUAAGGAGGCCUUGCAGUGGCUCACGGGGCAGGAAGAGUAUUUGACCAUGCUGGAAAGUGGUGGAAAGAAAGAAAAAAACCCUGGAAAGGUGAUUACAGUGUUUGGUGGUUCAAGGUAACUUGGACUGAACUGAAGCUAACUGUUGUGCUUAGCUUUUAUCUUAUUUUUAACAUAUUGUCACCCCGUUAGCUUUAUUAUGAAGAUAAGUGGGGUGGCAGAUAAACUGAACAUUAACUAAAUCCUUUUGCAAGUGUCGUUGCACCAUAGAUCAGGUUAUAUCACAGAACAGUUUCAGCAGAGUUUGUUAAUUCUCACUGUAUAAAAAUCUGCCUGGAUUUACAAAACACAAACAAACUUGUCCCUCACAGCAGAGGAGAAACUUUAAGCCUCUGUUGUCUUUUUCCAUGGUAAUGUAAUUAAAAAUACAAAUCAAAACCUCAAAAAAUACAAACUCAGUGCAAGUUUACAAGAUAUUUUUCAAGACAGCGUACUCGGAAUGUGUGUCUCAGAUUGCCCAGAAGCAACUUGUUGGACUAGACACAAAGAGAUGUAAUUUUCUUUGGAGCUGCUGCCUUGCUAGCGAAUGUCACCAAUUCUCAAAAUUGGCUUGUGAGGUUUGUGUAAGGAACUCCCUCUCAGAGGAUACAGCCAUAUCUAUGGAAAGUUACUCUUGCAAUGUGAUGAGUAACUUUGAGUGGUUUUGUACCAGCAGAGAAGUGCAACCCUGGCUCCUUCCCAGAUUACAGUUAGGUGAUGUGGAGUAGAGUCACAGAUGAAGAGGGUUACAUAUCCUGCACAGCUCUCUGGAUGUUCCUCACUUCAUCUACUGAGACACACAGCUGGGUUUCUAAGACUCUUAAGAAAUCAAAGAAAGUAAGGGUUGGAGGGACAGGCUUCAAGAGUAGAGCAAGGGUUUUGGAGGAUGCUGCUGCUUCUUGUCCAUCUUUGUGGCACUGAAUGAUAUAGAGGUAUCUGGGCCCAAAGGAGAAACACAUCUUUUCUAGUUCCCUCUCUUGAUCUGGUCAUUUUGGAUGAAGGAACAUGCCCAAGUUCCCUCAUAGUUCUUGGAGGAGUUGUUCAGAUGUGUCUGAGUCAUGACGGACAAAAAUACAAAUGGUCCUGUGCUCUGACUUGCUUAUAAAUGCGUUGGCUUUCAUCUGAAAGCAUUAUACUUGGGUUAGUGCUCUGCUAAGCCAAGGCUGGGUUUUACUGCCAAUGGGGCUGAGGGCUCUUUUAACAUUAGGUGGUAUUGCCAGAAUGACACAGCAGGGUGGUUUUGUCUCCCACGGGGACUGUGAUUCCUUAGUUAAUCUGUGCCUGGGAGCAGAGCUGUGCUUAACCUAGCUUCUAGACUCAGGGUGUCUCAUGUGAAGCAUCAGCGGUGUGACUAUGGGGCAGAUAAACUGUGUAUAUGGAGGUGCACUAUGGGUGGCUUCCCUAAUUAGUUGUUACUUAUCUUACAAACCCCAGAACUUUAAAGGUAUUGUUUUGUCUUGCCUUGCUCACAAGUGUCACAGCUAAUAAAAGGUUGCU
This is a messenger RNA of Columba livia (rock pigeon), 6558 nucleotides long. RefSeq names its product zinc finger protein 436. Gene Ontology annotation, molecular function: RNA polymerase II cis-regulatory region sequence-specific DNA binding; DNA-binding transcription factor activity, RNA polymerase II-specific. The record is from RefSeq and is a predicted model, not a curated record. Gene Ontology annotation, biological process: regulation of transcription by RNA polymerase II. NCBI's taxonomy places the organism in Eukaryota, Metazoa, Chordata, Aves, Columbiformes, Columbidae. The transcript is spliced from 5 exons. The coding region runs from base 3805 to 4833 and encodes 342 amino acids.